GUGGGCGAGGGCGCCAUGUCGGGCCCCCGGGCGGCCCUGCAGGCCUGGUGCCGCCGCCAGUGCCGGGGCUACCGCGGCGUGGAGAUCCGGGACCUCAGCGGCUCCUUCCGGGACGGCCUGGCCUUCUGCGCCCUCCUGCACCGGCACCGCCCGGACUUGCUAGAUUUCGAUUCCCUCUCCAAGGACAAUGUGUAUGAGAACAACCGCCUGGCAUUCGAGGUGGCGGAGCGGGAGCUGGGGAUCCCCGCCCUCCUGGACCCCAACGACAUGGUCUCCACGAGCAUCCCCGACUGCCUCAGCAUCAUGACCUAUGUGUCUCAGUACUACAACCACUUUGCCGGCCCCAACCGAGCCGAAUCUCCUUCACCCCCGAAGCGGCCGGCAGCCCCCGCGUCUUCCUCGCCUCCCGCUCCCGCGAAGGCCGACGCAGAGCCUGAAACCCCGGUGCAGGAGGAGGAGGAGGAGGCGGCGGCUGAGCGGGCCCCCCGUGACACCCCCGGGGAGGCCCCCAGCAGCUCCUGUGCCAUCUGCCACCAGCACGUUCACCUAGUGCAGCGCUACUUGGCCGAGGGCAACCUGUACCACCGCCAGUGCUUCAGGUGUAAGGAGUGCUCCAGCACCCUGCUGCCCGGAGCCUACAAAAGCGGGCCAGAAGCGGGGACCUUCGUAUGUACCCAACACCGGGGCCGGCUGGGCAGGAGGGGCCGGCCCGAGGGCGGGCCCGCCGGGACCCCCCCCGGCCCCCGGCGGAGCGGUGAAGCUGGCGCCGCCGGCUUGGGAGAGGAUGCCCCCGCCUCGGGCCGGGACGCCGGCCCCGGCGUCCCCGAGCGGAUCCGCCCGGUCGCCGGGGGCCCGGGGGAGAGACUACAGCCCAGCCCCGUCUCCCGGCCCCAGACCCCGCCCAAGCCCCCCGUCCCCACCAGACCCCCAGAUCUGCCCAGCACCCCCGCCGGCCGCCCAACCCCCGCCCCGAGGAGGAGCGUGGACGCAACCAGCCCUGGAGGCCAGCCGGUCCCCCGGCCCCGGAUCCAUGCACUGGGGGAGAGCUCCGGAGAGCUCGGGACCAGCCUGGUGAAUGGAAGGUUGCAUGAGACCAGCCCCCCGGUCCCCAAACCAAGAGGGACGCCCAAGCCCCCUCCUGAGCAAGGGGCUGCCCCCAAGAAGCAGAAAGACCCUCCCUGGAUGGCCCUGGUCCAGGCGGAGCCCAGAAAGAAACCAGCCCCCCGACCCCCUGGCAGCAACAGGGAGCCCCCCGCCCAGGCUGAGGAAGAGGAGGGCCAGGCUCAGGCCCAGGAGGACCAGCCAGUUGGUGGGGGGGACCCCAAACCGUACAACCCCUUCGAAGAAGACGAGGAGGAAGCCCCACCCGCCGGACCUCCCGCUGCUCCCGAGCGCAGCGAGCUGAACCCCAAACCCCUGCACCCCUGGUACGGCAUCACUCCCACCAGCAGUCCCAAGACCAAGAAGCGGCCGGCCCCCAGGGCGCCCCAAGCCUCUCCGCUCCCCCCCCACGCCGCCCGCCUCCCGGCCUCCCGCCUCUCUCACUCAGAGCCGCCCUCCUCCACCCCGUCGCCGGCCCUCAGCGUGGAGAGCCUGUCCUCCGAGACCUCCGCCAAGGCCCCGGGGGAAUCGGACGCCGCGCCCGUGCCCAAGAGCUCCUCUGAGCCGGCCGUGCACGCCCCCGCCGCCCUCGCCCACAACUCCUCCCUCUCCUCCUCCUCCUCCUCCACCUGCUCCUCCUCCGGGGAGCUCGUCCGGCCCGGACCAGCGGAGAGCCCCCGGCCCGGCCUCGGUUCGCCCUCCCAAAGUGCCAGGAGCAGCCCCAGCCUUCGGCCCAGCAAGCCCUGCAGCGGGACCGUCCCCGCUCCCCUGCCGCCGACCCCAGAGAGGAGUCCUGGGAAUUCCCCACAGCUGCACGUGAAGUCUUCCUGCAAGGAGAACCCCUUUAACCGGAAGCCUUCCCCGAUGGCCUCGCCCUCGGCGAAGAAACCUCCCAAGGGGUCCAAGCCGGCGCGACCCCCGGCCCCUGGACACGGCUUUCCGCUCAUCAAGCGUAAGGUCCAGUCUGACCAGUACAUCCCGGAGGAGGACAUCCACGGGGAGAUGGAGACCAUCGAGCGGCAGCUGGACGAGCUGGAGCGGCGGGGGGUGUUACUGGAGGAGAAACUGCGCAGUGGGGAGAACGACAGCCGCGAGGAUGACCUGCUGGUGGACUGGUUCAAACUCAUCCACGAGAAGCACCUGCUCGUGCGCCGGGAGUCCGAGCUGGUCUACGUCUUAAAGCAGCAGAACUUGGAACAGCGUCAGGCGGACGUGGAAUACGAGCUGAGGUGCCUUCUCAACAAGCCCGACAAAGACUGGACGGAAGAGGAUCGGGCCAGGGAGCAGAUGCUGAUGCGGGAGCUGGUGACCAUCAUAGAGCAACGCAACGCCAUCGUCAACUGCCUAGAUGAGGACCGGCAGAGGGAGAAAGAGGAAGACAAGAUGUUGGAAGCCAUGAUCAAAAAGAAAGAUUUCCACAAGGAGGCCGAACCCGAGGGGAAGAAGAAAGGAAAAUUCAAGCCCAUCAAGGUGCUAAAACUUCUGGGGAACAAGCAUGACUCCAAAAGCAAGUCACCUAAGGACAAAAGCUAAGAGCUGGGCCCAGCCAAUCGGGAGAUCCGGCCAGGCGGGAGACCCGGCCUCCCGACAGAGCCUCCGUCCCCGACCCUGGGAGCCAGAGGCCCUGUUGGUUAGCCCCCUGCCUCCCACCCUGCCCACCGGCACAGGUUCUAGCUGAGACGGGGCACCCUAUUCUCUCCCCUGAGGAGGAUUUCAGGAUCCACCCAGAAGAGGAAGGAGGAGGAAGCGGGGCUCUCCUGGACCGUGGCCUUCCCCUUGCUCAAGAUCUUCGGGUUGAGCCCCCCAAAGAGUUCCCUGUGCCUCCCUCUCUCUUUGCUGUGGGCAGCAGGGGCAGCUGCCAAGGAGAUCUGAUCUGGUUGGAUUUCUAGAGUGAACAAGGUUUUUAUUCCCGACUAGCUGAGCGGUAGAGGAUCGAGAUGGCGGCGGGAAUCUUGCACUACCGACCCCUGACCCCAUCCCUGCCAAACUGACUGCCAAGGCUGCCUCUUCCCUCCCCACCCACUCCACCUCCGCCCUCCCCUCCCACCCACGUCCAAGAAACAGCUCGCAAUUUGUAGCUUUCACUGCCACAGGUUCAACUGUAAUCCCUCCUCAGCUCUCCUCCCUUCACGGCUCCAUCGCUCCGGGCCCGUGGCGAUGAUGAGGGGGUCAAGGAGCAGUGCUCAGCUUCCUUGGCUUUCUCUCUGAGCACAGGGGGUCGGUCUCCUCUCCUCCAGACUCUUGCUUCGGCCUCAGGAUUGGCCGCAGGAGGCACUUUCUCCCUCUGACCUUCCCCCCCUAAAAACACACACCUUUCUUCCUCCUUGCCUUGGAGAUAUUUAUUAAGCUGUUUGACCAGUCUGAGUUAGAGGCCGAAUUCCAGCCGCGGUGGCUGCGUUUGGAUUUCCGGUGACGGGGAGCUGCAGAGCCCCCUGGGCCAGAGUAAACCUGGCACGGGGGCCGAGUGCCUUCUUUCCUCCCUUGUUCCCCCUCAGAGCACCAAUGGAAAGGACACCGAUCUGUCCCCUCUCACUGACCUCUCUGGGCCUGUCCCCCCACAGUCCAGCCAACUCAGUACCAACUGAGGCCGGCUAGGGAAAGGGUGGGCCCGAUGUGGCCGGGGUGGUGACCGCUCCUUUUCCAGGCCGUCUCUGGUCCGGAAGACUUCCUCGGAGGUCAGUUGCCAAAGGUUCUAUGAACAACAGCUUUUGGGCUGUGCUUCCUUCUGCCUAUCUGUUGAGUGAGGACCAAACCGUCCGAACUCCCCGGGGAGCUCUGUCUGCGCAACAAUAAAUGGAAAAUGACCGCA
This is a messenger RNA of Tachyglossus aculeatus (Australian echidna), 3910 nucleotides long. It is a transcript of the gene MICALL1, whose product is annotated as MICAL like 1. Bases 16 to 2634 code for a protein of 872 amino acids. Gene Ontology annotation, molecular function: protein binding. Lineage: Eukaryota; Metazoa; Chordata; Mammalia; Monotremata; Tachyglossidae. The transcript has 16 exons. The record is from RefSeq and is a predicted model, not a curated record.